This is a messenger RNA of Aspergillus uvarum CBS 121591, 1614 nucleotides long. RefSeq lists its product as uncharacterized. The coding region runs from base 82 to 1359 and encodes 425 amino acids. The transcript is spliced from 6 exons. NCBI's taxonomy places the organism in Eukaryota, Fungi, Ascomycota, Eurotiomycetes, Eurotiales, Aspergillaceae. The record is from RefSeq and is a predicted model, not a curated record.
GUUUCUCGCCCUCCUUUUCCCUCGAUCUCGUCAUCGUCUGAGUUUUGAUAGACUACUACUUCUGCAGCCUUUCUCGCUCAGAUGAGUAUUUGCUUUCUAGAUAGGCUUCCACUGGCCUUGAUAUUGGGUUUUCUCCCCUUUACCGUGGCUCAAGUAUGUCUCCCGCCUUUGGGUGAGGACGGGUACUCCUACAAUGCGACCGACCAAUCUGUCCUGGACGCCAUCGCGAAAAAUUGCACCACUAUAAAUGGAAGCAUUGUGAUCGCGACAGGCUAUACCGGCUCCUUCUACCUACCCAAUGUUCGCAAUAUCACUGGACAGAUUCGCUAUGGUUGGGAGGGGGACCCCGCGGUACCCGCACCGACGUCUAUCAGUCUUCCAGAUCUUGAGUACAUGGGGAGUGAUAUGUACCUGCUGGGUAUUUCGACUUUGGCAAAUGUGUCCGCGCCAAUGUUGAAGACGGCCGGGUGGGCGCUAAGAAUGGAUUAUGUGCAGGACGUUGAUUUGCGAUCAUUGGAAACCGUAAGAUAUGUGGAGAUCUCUGGCGAUAUUUCCAGUCUACGUCUAGACUCACUACGAAAUGUCUCCGGACACUUUUCUAUCUGCAAUAAGGAUAGAUGCGAGGAAAACCAGUCUUCGACCACACCGUUAUAUAUCUCUCUUCCUUCGCUGCAAUCUGUGGGUACCAUAGAAACAGCUGGAAGUCUGUCAGGGCUAGCAGUGCCAAACCUCACAACUAUCAAGGAAGAGGCUAGAUUUGCUGGCUUCCACCGCACCGCAUCCAAUGAAUCAGCUAUCAACAUUGCUUUUCCUCGCCUCAAAAGUGCGCCUGCAUACAUGAUUUUGGGAGGGAACAUCUCAAGUCUUUCCAUGCCGGAGAUGCGGAACAUGAGUGGAUAUUUUCGAGUUGAUGCUGGUGAUUCACUAGCCAUUGACCUCCCUUUUGAAGAGGCGUCGUCUAUUGCCUUGUACGGAGCAAUUUCAAGUGUGAAAUUUCCUAAGCUGAAAUCCCUUUUCGGCUUCAGCGUCCAUAGCAGCCUCUCCUUGGAUUGCCAAUCCGUGGAGGAAACCAUCAGGAAGGCCGCCAAUGGCUCAAAAGGCUAUGUCGACUGCAGCUCGAAAAAGCACUCGAAAAGGCUAGGCACCGGGGCCAUUGCCGGUAUCGUGGUUGGUGUUGUGAUCGGUGUCGGACUGAUAGUUGCCCUUGGAGUACUGUAUUACAUCAAGCGGCGAAAGAGACGAGAAGAAAAGCCAGAAUCGAACACGGAACUGAAUGACUUAAGUCCACCAUGCUACGAAGAGCCGCAGGCGGUUCAGGUUCCUCCUCCGAAGUAUUCUCCUCCCUUGGGUUCGACGUGAGUAGUAUGCAUAUGUCUGGCUGUCAACGUGGGUCCUAUUUACUCAAGUCACUUGCUACAAUAUUGUAUAUAUAUCACAACUGUCAAGUGGGCUUGAUCUGGGAAUGUUUCUGCAUUAUUCUGGCCUGGGGCGCCCGGUAUGGCCUGCUAUAACAGAAAAGCUCUUGAAAGUGGUAGUAUGGAGGGUUUCUUAUUCAGUCUGCCUUACUCAAUGUACAUGUACCUUAGGUAGCAGUCAUUCCUUUUUUCAAAUCGG